Molecule: messenger RNA, 1493 nt
Organism: Colletotrichum destructivum
Lineage: Eukaryota; Fungi; Ascomycota; Sordariomycetes; Glomerellales; Glomerellaceae
Exons: 3
Coding region: 3-1220 (405 amino acids)
Source: RefSeq, a predicted model, not a curated record
UUAUGAAAACUCAUUUCCCUGUUCUUCAACAGACAAGAAGCAAGCGAGAAAAGUGGCGGCAGCAUUGUCUCACCUUCUCCCAGCUCACCUCACCUCGUCCCAAAUUCCCUCCGAGGGCCGCCGUUAUGUCUCGUACUCCUCCUCACUCAACACCUCCCGCCAACGGCUUCAUCGCUCUUGCGCGCAAGCUCUACAACCCCAUCGGAUUCAAAAAGGGGUACAACUUUGUCCUGUUCGUCAUUACGGCGGGAGGCAUGAUGGGCUUCGCCCUCGCCCGGAUGAUGUAUUUCAACAUUGACGGCGUCUUCUGCAACCCGGACCAUAAGCAGCGGACGCUUCCGGGAGAAUGCUACUUCUACCAGUCUGGGACGGGGCGGGCCGGCAUCAUCAUGCAUCUCACCGGGAUGCUUCCGGGUGGUUUCCUCGCCUGCCUGCAGUUCGUGCCCGUCAUCCGCCACAAGGCCAUACUGUUCCAUCGCCUCAACGGAUAUCUCGUACUCCUCCUCAGCAUUGUGGGAAUCAUCGGUGUCUUUAUGAUCGCCCGCCGAACUUUUGGAGGCGGCGUGAGCAUGCAGACGGUGAUGGGCACCGGGAGCAUCAUGUUCCUCUGCGCGCUGGGGCUUUCCGUCUACAACAUCAAGAAGCUUCAGAUCGAGCAGCACCGUGCCUGGAUGCUGAGAGCUUGGGUAUACGCCGGUUUCAUCAUCACCAUGCGCAUCAUCAGUUUCCUGGCCGUCAUGAUCACAGCCGACUCGGGCUACUACCAGGUAAAGCAGUGCGCCGUGCUGGACUUCAUCUUCAAACACAACCAGACGCGGGUCCUCGAUCUCUACUCAGACUGCGGGGGCUACUACUCGGGCGAGAAUCCCGGUCUUAACGUCAUCGUACACAGCAACUACCACGCCCACCAGCCCGCUGAGAUCGCCGCCGGUUUCACCUCGGUCUUCGACGCGGGGUCUUGGCUGGCUCUGGCAAUCCAUGCCAUUCUUGUUGAACUCUAUCUCCAUUUGACCCCUGCGGAGGCCGAGCGUCUCCGCCGCAUAUCGUAUCAACGCCAGCUAGAGGCCGGAAUGGAGAACGCCGGCAACGCGGGCCUGACCGUCCAGAGACUGGGAGACGCGGAACCUUGGCUGCCGCCGGUGGAGCUGCAGCGGGCGGAACAUAGCAGAACACCGAGCCUCGACGAAAAUAUGAGAGAGAAGAGGGUGAGCGCGGCAUGAGAAGUAGCGAGCCUCGCAAGCUGUACCGUUCUAACAUGAAAAAUUGAGGCCAACGGGCGAGCGUAUCGGCGUUGAAAGACGACGAAUGAAUGUAUGACAGGUAUGGAUUGGCACACGGCAGAGGCGUUGAGGUGAUUUUCUGGGCAUUUGUUACGCUUCACCCUCCACUCACGUGGCCGAAUCAUUCAUCCGAACAUUUAUGGAGGAUGGAUUUCAUUCAUUCAUAGUUAUCCUAGACUAACAUACAUGUAUCUCAUUAAACAAACAAGCACC